Molecule: messenger RNA, 1342 nt
Organism: Lathyrus oleraceus (garden pea)
Lineage: Eukaryota; Viridiplantae; Streptophyta; Magnoliopsida; Fabales; Fabaceae
Product: MADS-box protein SOC1
Exons: 8
Coding region: 292-942 (216 amino acids)
Biological process (GO): positive regulation of transcription by RNA polymerase II
Cellular component (GO): nucleus
Molecular function (GO): RNA polymerase II transcription regulatory region sequence-specific DNA binding; DNA-binding transcription factor activity; protein dimerization activity
Source: RefSeq, a predicted model, not a curated record
AUAAAAUAGUUUCUUAAAAUGGUGGGGCUGAAUGAAACUAAAGGCACAAUAGGUGGUUGAAUAAGGAAAGCUAACUCUGUCUCUGCUAUGCACUUGUUUUCUCUCUUUUUGGGUGCUUCUUUUCUCUCCUAUUAAUUUCUUUCCUUUCAUUUUCUUUCCCUUUUCAAUCUAUCCACAACUAUCUUUCUUUUCCAAUUUCGUCUAAUUUCAACAAACCCUCAUCUCUCUUCUCUCUUCUCUCUUCUCUCAACAACUACUUUCUUUCUUUCUCCAGAGAGAAAUUGGAUUAAAAUGGUGAGAGGAAAAACUCAGAUGAAACGUAUUGAGAAUGCAACAAGCAGACAAGUUACAUUUUCAAAGAGAAGAAAUGGUUUGUUGAAGAAAGCUUUUGAACUAUCUGUUCUUUGUGAUGCUGAAGUUGCUCUUAUCAUCUUUUCUCCAAGAGGAAAACUUUAUGAGUUUUCUAGCUCCUGCAUGCAGGACACGAUUGAACGGUACCGUAGAAAUACCAGAAGUGCUCAACCAUUGCAAAGAUCAGAUGAACAAAAUAUGCAGAAUUUGAAGCAAGAAACAGCAAGUUUGAUGAAGAAGAUUGAACUUCUCGAAGCCUCGAAACGGAAACUCAUGGGAGAAGGUUUAGGUUCAUGCUCCUUAGAAGAACUUCAACAGAUAGAACAACAGUUGGAAAAGAGUGUAAGCACUGUUAGAGCAAGAAAGAAUCAGGUUUACAAGAAUCAAAUUGAGCAACUUAAAGAAAAGGAAAAAGUCCUACUUGCUGAAAAUUCAAGGCUCUCUAAGCAGCCGCAGCCGCAACUACUGCAACUACCACCACCGCCACCGCCAAAUGAUCAUCCGAGAGAAAAUCAACCGUACGCAGAAAGCAGCAGUCCGAGCUCAGAUGUGGUGACUGAAUUGUUCAUUGGCCUACACAGGUCUAGUUGAACAUAAUGAUAUAAUCAUCUAGUGUAUGUUUGGUUUUACAUUAAUUCCAAUGCAUCUGAAUUAACAUUUUGAAACUACUUCCCUUAUUGCAUUGGAAUUUGUUCAACUUAAGAACAAACAUAUAUAUGCUUAAUACUUGCCUUAUAUACGUGCAAGUGUAGAGUAAUGGGGAAAAGCCCUAAUGUCUCCAAUGUAUUUAUUUGUUGAACAAUGUGAUGCACUGAAUAUAUUUUCAUCAUUUUGUUUUUGUCAAAUUGCUGUAAAAAUUAUAGAUGGUCUUAAAAUAUAUAAAAUUAAGACCAUUGCAUCGUAAGACUAUUAGAGACAAAAGUGUUGUCCUGGAACAUCAUGGAACUUUCAAGUUGGUAAGCUUGGUAAUUGUACUUGGAUUUCUGAUUAA